AUGGUGGAGCCAAUGUAUUUAACUUGUACCUAUAGCUCCCAAAACAGUGGGAUAGAGAAGCACAGGGACAGUAGUGGGAUAGAGAAGCAGAGGGACAGUAGUGGGAUAGAGAAGCUCAGGGACAGUAGUGGGAUAGAGAAGCACAGGGACAGUAGUGGGAUAGAGAAGCACAGGGACAGUAGUGGGAUAGAGAAGCUCAGGGACAGUAGUGGGAUAGAGAAGCUCAGGGACAGUAGUGGGAUAGAGAAGCACAGGGACAGUAGUGGGAUAGAGAAGCACAGGGACAGUAGUGGGAUAGAGAAGCUCAGGGACAGUAGUGGGAUAGUGAAGCACAAGGACAGUAGUGGGAUAGAGAAGCACAGGGACAGUAGUGGGAUAGAGAAGCACAGGGACAGUAGUGGGAUAGAGAAGCUCAGGGACAGUAGUGGGAUAGAGAAGCUCAGGGACAGUAGUGGGAUAGAGAAGCUCAGGGACAGUAGUGGGAUAGAGAAGCUCAGGGACAGUAGUGGGAUAGUGAAGCACAAGGACAGUAGUGGGAUAGAGAAGCACAGGGACAGUAGUGGGAUAGAGAAGCACAGGAACAGUAGUGGGAUAGAGAAGCUCAGGGACAGAAGUGGGAUAGAGAAGCACAGGGACAGUAGUGGGAUAGAGAAGCACAGGGACAGUAGUGGGAUAGAGAAGCAGAGGGACAGUAGUGGGAUAGAGAAGCACAGGGACAGUAGUGGGAUAGAGAAGCAGAGGGAGAGUAGUGGAAUAGAGAAGCACAGGGACAGUAGUGGGAUAGUGAACCACAGGGACAGUAGUGGGAUAGAGAAGCUGAGUCACAGUAGUGGGAUAGAGAAGCUGAGUCACAGUAGUGGGAUAGAGAAGCACAGGGACAGUAGUGGGAUAGCGUAG
Knipowitschia caucasica is the source of this 897-nucleotide messenger RNA. The record is from the annotation of a GenBank genome assembly. Lineage: Eukaryota; Metazoa; Chordata; Actinopteri; Gobiiformes; Gobiidae.